GACGGAGCAGCAACCUUCACACAGGGAGCCAGCAUCAGGGUAGCAGCAUCCCAGGGCAACAUCUCUCACAGCGUGCAAUCAGUUGCUGUCAGCGGACACAGACCCUCAUUGCCACCAACACCCAGUCUGUGGCGCGUGCAGUGACCACCAUGAAGGUUGUUGUUGUUGUUCUCGCUCUCGUCCUGACCCUGGGCUGUGCCGACGCCUGGUGGAUAUUCAGCCGCAACAACGAGAGGACCGCCACCGCCGAUGGCCGACCUGUGGACAGCGCAUGCGUGGCUCACGGACAGAGCGGCAACUGUGAGUUCUUCAACUGCUUUGAGCAGCGCCUGCCGUGUGGCCGCGAGUUCUACAUGCAGCGCUACGGCAACUUCUACUGCAACCGCUUCCAGACCUUCAUGCCAUCCUUCACAGCGGCCGGCCAGGAGUUCCUGCGCAAUACUCAGCAGUGCAUGAACCAGCGCUUGCUGGACACGUACUCCCGCGACUACGUCAACUGCCACAACCUGGAGCACGACGCCGUCGCCGCUGUUGGAGACUGCUACAGGCGUCACGGCUUCUGUGACAUCAUCGGCGACAACGCGCAGCAGUUCGUGGAGGUCCUUCAGGCCAACGACUUCUUCAGUUCUGGCGCUGGAAAGUUGUGGCGAGAGAUUUUGGGUCUGGCCAGACAUUGCGGGGGUCAGGCGUUAACCCGCUUCAUGGCCUCCGUGUCCUCCCGAGUCUCACCUCUUCGCUCCCUCAUCGGCAACGGCCAGUAAACAUCCUUUGUCCAUUCUCAGGCACUCCUGUCUCGGACCAACUUAAUCCUGGCUUCAAAUUAAAUUUAGGUUUUUAUAUUUUUAUAUUUUCCACUAGGUCUGUUGGUUUCCGAUGAUGACUUAUGAUAUUAUCUUUGAUGCUGACAUUUAUCCCCAGAAUGUGGGCAUUGUACUACGCAAGUACUAUUUGUGAGGAAAGAUGACAGAUUAAGAAGAAAAUUAAAAGCACCUUACAGUACAAUGUUAA
Messenger RNA from Pomacea canaliculata, 1008 nucleotides. RefSeq lists its product as uncharacterized. The record is from RefSeq and is a predicted model, not a curated record. Gene Ontology annotation, cellular component: extracellular region. Gene Ontology annotation, molecular function: hormone activity. NCBI's taxonomy places the organism in Eukaryota, Metazoa, Mollusca, Gastropoda, Architaenioglossa, Ampullariidae. The coding region runs from base 150 to 761 and encodes 203 amino acids. Gene Ontology annotation, biological process: intracellular calcium ion homeostasis. The transcript is spliced from 4 exons.